Messenger RNA from Calliphora vicina (urban bluebottle blowfly), 297 nucleotides. RefSeq lists its product as uncharacterized. The record is from RefSeq and is a predicted model, not a curated record. Lineage: Eukaryota; Metazoa; Arthropoda; Insecta; Diptera; Calliphoridae. Bases 23 to 292 code for a protein of 89 amino acids. The transcript has a single exon.
AACCCCGCUGCUCAAUCACGACAUGAGCCAUAAUUUUCAAGUCAGCUAUACAGCUCUUGGAAUGUCUGACGAUAAUCAAACCAGCUAUUCGUUGCCCUCGGUGGCCUCGUCUAGCCGUGCCGCACGCAAUGUCAACUUUACCGAUGAACAAAACGAAUUGGCUGGUUAUCCACCGCUACAGCUGCCGCCGCCAGCUAGACGCAGUUCAAAACUAUUUCAGUUUCAGCGUCCACGUUCCAUGUCCGCCUGGAGUAACAUCAGUCACAGUAGUAUGAAAUUGGAUGAGAGGUAAGUGCU